Messenger RNA from Ilyonectria robusta, 918 nucleotides. RefSeq names its product cyclin-like protein. Gene Ontology annotation, biological process: regulation of transcription by RNA polymerase II. Lineage: Eukaryota; Fungi; Ascomycota; Sordariomycetes; Hypocreales; Nectriaceae. The coding region runs from base 1 to 918 and encodes 305 amino acids. Gene Ontology annotation, cellular component: nucleus. The record is from RefSeq and is a predicted model, not a curated record. Gene Ontology annotation, molecular function: cyclin-dependent protein serine/threonine kinase regulator activity. The transcript has 2 exons.
AUGUCGCAUCUCAUCAACCCGCUCGCGACGGCGUCCCAGCUGUACCACCGCUCCUCCUUCUCCAGUCUACCUCAGGAUCUCCAGGACGCCAUCUUCAUCGCCACUCAAUGCCUCACCCAGGCCGCCGGCCGCCUCCUCGAGCUCCCUCAGUCCGUGACUGCGCAGGCCAACGUCAUCCUGGCACGAUACUGGCUUGUCGACUCCCCCACGGCCAACGAGUUUAGUGACGCCUCCGCUGCCGCCCUCUAUCUUGUGUCCAAAAUGGGAUCGCAGCCUCGGUCGACACGCGACUUGUCCACCGUCUACGCCUACCUGCUAUCGGAAAACUCAUCAUUUCCGCUCCCCCGAGACGCGCCCAGAAAUGUUCCCAAGUCGUACUACGUGUCCGAAGCCGACUACUUCAAUUUCCAAAAUCGACUCCUUGCCAUCGAAGCCCGCAUCCUUUACACACUCUCCUUCGACACCCAUGUCUCUCUCCCCCAUCCUCUGGCCAUCACCUAUCUCCAAACGCUGGAAUUUCUCGCCCAGCCCAAGUCCACAAUUUCUCUCCGUACUAUUCAGUACCUCAAUACGGCGUUGCUAUCGCCACAGAUGCUGUUUCUUACCCAUCAACCACAUGCACUAGCAACAGCCGCCAUUUACAAUGCUGCUCGAGAUGCCGGCGCCAAGAUGCCCGAAUGCGAGUGGUGGGAGGUCUUUGAUGUCGACAGGGAAGAGUUGGGAUUUCUGGUAGUAGCCAUGCGCAGCGUUGAGAACUGCUUGCGCAAACAAAAUGAUGACAUGCCUCACCUCGCACGAGGUAUGCUUACCCGGGCGGCCGUGGAGAGUGAGAUGCAAAAGAGGGGGCUGCGUGCUGGCAAUGGCACCACGGAUAUCGACGAAGAGCAACAUAUCAUGAAUAUGAUGGACAGCAAGUAG